ACUCCAUUCUGCAGGCAUGGGCCCACAUAAUCGUUUUUCUCCGUCCUUAAUUUCUCAGAACCAAUUAGUCACUCCUCCUUCCAUCGCAGCGCCGCCGUGGUGAUCUUGAAAAGGUACAUGCAGGUCAACUAUUAUCUUCUACUCAUUCAUAUUUUCAAGAAAAAAACAACUUCAAGAUGUCAGUGUUAAGAAGGAGAAGGAUCCAAGAAGAAGAUGAAUCAACAAGAAUUGUUGAUUAUGAUCUCGAUAAAAAAUUAAAAUCCGAAAAAGAGAUGAUGAUGAUGAGCAAGUGGUCUUGUAUGGAUAGUUGUUGCUGGUUGAUUGGAUGUGUAUGUGUUAUGUGUUGGUCGUUUCUGUUUUUGUACAAUAUGAUACCUUCUUCUUUUUCGGACUAUAUGAGUGAGGUGAUAAGGGGUCGUCUGCCUGAUCCCCCUGGCUUGAAGUUGAAGAAAGAGGGGUUGAGGGCUAAGCAUCCUGUGGUUUUUGUGCCUGGAAUCGUGACCGGAGGAUUGGAGUUAUGGGAGGGACAUCAAUGUGCGGACAAGUUAUUUAGAAAGAGAUUAUGGGGAGGGACUUUCGGAAAACUCUAUAAGAGUCCUUUAUGUUGGAUGGAGCAUAUGUCAUUGGACAAUGAAACUGGUUUAGAUCCUAUUGGCAUAAGGGUGAGGCCUGUGACAGGUCUUGUUGCUGCAGACUAUUUUGCCCUAGGAUAUUUUGUUUGGGCAGUUCUAAUUGCUAAUCUUGCUCAGAUUGGAUAUGAGGAGAAAACCAUGUAUAUGGCUUCAUAUGAUUGGAGACUUUCAUUUCAGAAUACAGAAGUCCGAGACCAAACAUUAAGUAGAAUAAAAAGUAAUAUAGAACUAAUGGUCUCUACAAAUGGUGGCAAUAAGGCGGUGAUCGUUCCACAUUCGAUGGGUGUUGUAUAUUUCUUGCAUUUUAUGAAAUGGGUGGAGACACCUGCUCCGAUGGGCGGAGGCGGUGGACCGAAUUGGUGUGCUAGGCACAUUAAAGCUGUGAUGAACAUUGCCGGACCGCUUUUAGGUGUUCCGAAAGCUAUUUCUGGACUUUUUUCUGAAGAAGCAAAGGAUGUUGCUGUUGUCAGGGCCAUAGCACCAGGUGUUCUGGAUAAGGAUUUAUUUCGAAUUCAAACUCUACAACACAUAAUGAAGAUGACGAGAACAUGGGAUUCAACCAUGUCAAUGAUACCAAAAGGUGGAGACACUAUUUGGGGAGAUCUUGAUUGGUCACCUGAGGAAGGCUAUGUUCCUAAUACAAGAAAGCAAAUUAAUGCAUUCGAUGUUAUUGACGAUCAUAAUAAGUAUCAAAAUACCAAAUCAAAAACAAAUCAUGUCCAUUAUGGAAGAAUAAUAUCUUUUGGGAAAGACGUAGCAAGAGCUCAUUCUUCUCAAAUUCAGAGGACUGACUUUCGGGGUGCUGUAAAGGGUAAUAAUUUUGCAAACAACGGUUGUGGGGAUGUGUGGACAGAGUAUCAUGACCUGGGUUUUAGUGGUAUUAAUGCUGUAACUGAAUAUAAAGCAUAUACUGCCGGAGAUAUUGUGGAUCUAUUAAAAUAUAUUGCCCCAAAAAUGAUGGCACGUGGUAGUGCCCAUUUUUCCUAUGGCAUAGCUGCUAAUUUGGAUGAUCCCAAGUAUGCUCAUUACAAAUAUUGGUCAAAUCCAUUGGAAACCAAGUUGCCAAAUGCUACUGACAUGGAGAUCUUCUCGAUGUAUGGAGUUGGCAUUCCAACUGAAAGAGCUUAUGUUUACAGGCAAAGUCCAUAUGCAGAAUGCUAUAUUCCUUUUCAAAUUGAUACAUCGGCAAGUGAAGAAGAUGGAGAUAUGUGCUUGAGAGACGGUGUCUUUACAGUGGACGGGGACGAAACUGUGCCUGUUUUAAGUACAGGCUUCAUGAGUGCAAAAGGUUGGCGUGGAAAAACUAGAUUUAAUCCUUCGGGAAUCAAAAAUUAUGUAAGGGAAUACGAGCACGCUCCUCCGUCUAACUUUCUUGAAGGCCGCGGCACACAGAGUGGCGCUCAUGUCGAUAUAAUGGGAAAUUUUGCUUUGAUUGAGGACAUUAUGAGGGUUGCUGCAGGUGCUACUGGAGAUGAUUUGGGAGGUGAUCAUGUAUAUUCAGACAUCUUCAAGUGGUCGGAGAAAAUUAAGUUAGACUUGUAAGUUUAGAGUCGAGAGGUAAGAGUUAUGAAGGCGAUCUUCUUACAACAACACAACCGAACUUAACAUAGCAAGUGCAUAUGCUAGCUGAUGACUCCUAUUUAUAUUGAUUGGUAUGUAAAUCACAACGGAUUUUUCUAAAGUCUAUCAUAAUUACAAUUACCUUC
Molecule: messenger RNA, 2338 nt
Organism: Sesamum indicum (sesame)
Lineage: Eukaryota; Viridiplantae; Streptophyta; Magnoliopsida; Lamiales; Pedaliaceae
Product: phospholipid:diacylglycerol acyltransferase 1
Biological process (GO): lipid metabolic process
Source: RefSeq, a predicted model, not a curated record